UGGUGUAGCUGAACACUUAUUGUCUUGCGGCGGUGCGAAUUCGGUGGAAGGCCGAACAAGAGAGCACCCCGGUCGAUUCGUCAUAACCAUCAACCAUCAACCAUCAACCAUCACAUCACAUUAUUAUAUCGACCGCAUCAUACAACCCACAGCUACACCACACUACUACUAUUGCAGCUCAUCAUUCCAACAUUCCCACAUCUCCAUCAUCUCGUCCCACAUCCCUGUGCAACGAAAAUUCUUUCAAGCAUCAUGUCCGCCACCGAGAACGAGAACGAACACGAGAACCAGAACAAGAACGAGAACGAGGACCAGGACCAGGACCAGAACCAUAACCAGAACCUCGAUCAAGAUCGACUCCGACAGGCCGAGAGAGAACGAUCCGUCGACAGCACUACGAACGUGAAUAUGCACACGAACACAGUCACCAAUACUAGUGUCAAGAGACGGAGGACGGGCAGUAUCAGUGCCAGUACCACCAACCCGGCUUCGGCCUCAACUUCGGUUGAGAUUGUAGGUGGAGGUGGUGGGAGUAAGAACAAGCCGGGCGGGAACGGGAACACAAGUGGGAGUACAAGUGGGAGUACUACCACCGGGGGUGGGGGUUCGAGUGGAAGUACGGGUGCUAGAGGGAAGAAACCUAGGGAACAGUUCAGUUGUGUGGAAUGUUUCAGGAGGAAACAACGAUGCGACCGGAGAUUCCCGUGUAGCAACUGCAUCCAACGAAGGUUACCUGAACGGUGUUUACCUCCACCUGGGAUGACGCUGGGUCAUCAAGGUCAAGGUCAAGGUCAACCAGCUCCCACGAAUAUGCUCCACUCGGGAGGUACUGCUACGGUACCUCUGCCGGCUGGUCCCAACAACAAUAACCAUCACAUCGGGACGGCCAGCACGGGAUACUCGAUUGGGCGACCUGGGACGCACGUCAAACCCAAUGUUUUCGGUAACGGUGAUAACGGUAACAACAGCCACAGCAACAACAACAACAACAACAAUAUCAACCCGUUCUCGAAUCCAUCUUCGUCCUCGAUCUCCCUUUCACCACCUCAAGCCGGUCCGAGCUCCAGAGCCCGAACGUCGAUAUCGGGUUCGGUCAAACCGGACGUCGAAAACGCACCUCGACCUGCCUUGUUGAAUACGAUCUCUGGGUCUUCUUCUUCGUCUUUUCGAGGGAUACAUCCGGAUCGACAUCAGUAUCAGUACGAUCACCUUCGCCCAAACCAGACCCAGACCCAGCUGCACGACUCGAAAUACCACUCGCAAUCCGACCUAGAACGGCAAUAUGUCCAUAACGACCAUGAUAGCGCCUUCCCGCGGCCACGUACGUCAGCACCUCCCAUCGACAUCGAUAGCAAUACCGACCCAACCUCGACCCUGGCAGAGACCACGGCCAGACUCUCUCGCUUAGAAAGGUUGUUAUCCCUCAAAGACCAGGGGUACGCGGAGAAACGUUUGAGACUGGCCGAAGAGGCCGUUCUGAGGUUGUUGCAAGUUCGGGAGGGGGAGGAGGUCGAUGCAGAUCUAGAUGGGGCUUUGUAUGAGGGUCGGGGUCAUGAUCGGGGAAGAGGUGCGAUCGUAGGGGAAGAUAAGAGGGGGAUGGACGAGUCGGAGAAGAUGGGGCGCUCUCGGUAUGAUUACGAGGAGCGCGAAUUGUCGCACGGGAGGGGCACUGGAUCAGGAGAUCCAGGCCUUAUCGUCGGCUCAGGUGGGACGGGAGGUAUGGGUCCGAUCAUGGGGGACGCGAGCUCGGACGCUGAGGGUGCGAUGCAGGACGAAGGGGCGGUCGAGUUGUUGGGCGAUAACGGGUAUAACGGGGCGACCGCGCUGGCGGCUCUCAGUCGUGCGCCCGUACUAAGUAGGGUCCAAACUUCCUCCGCUCGAAACUCGUACGACGACCGUUCCUUCCUCUCGAUCAAGAAUCACCUCUCCGGUGUAUCGUCUUCGCUCGACAAGCUGCUCGACCUGACUCAUUUCCAGAACAACGAGAUCAGGGCGUUGUUCGCCGUCUUGCCAUCGAGGGAUGUGUGUGAAACGUUGAUCGGGAAUUACUGGAGAGAAUGGGACUGGACCCGAUGUCCGCUUCCUAACGGCGUCUUCCCCUCGGAUUGGCGAGCGUGGUUCGACGUUGAUACAUUUCUGCGGGCGCACGCCAAAGUCCUGUCCGAACAAGGAUCCAACAUGAUGGCCUCUCUCGCUCUCGUCCUCUCGGUCCUCGCGCUCGGUUCCGUCUCGCCCACCUUGAGGAGCACGGAUGGUCACGCCCUUUCGAGUGCGAUCUUUUGGGCCGCCAUCAAAGCUUUGGCUUAUUGCCAAUCACCCGGGUCGAACGAUAGCAAGACCAUGUGGGCGAGAGCCAUCCUGAUGCGAUACGGAGACCUGAUCAGAAACACGCAGAUGCAAUGGUACAUGAAGAGUAGCUGGAUUGCCAACGCCAUGGAUCAAGGGUUCCAUCGUGAUGGUGCUGGGUUCGGUCUAGCUCCCGAGGUGACAGCCGAAAGGAGGGUCAUCUGGUCUCACGUGCUGCAUGCAGACCGGGAAUGGGCGUUGGUGCUCGGCCGACCGAUGCAGGUCAAUCAAUAUUCGACGUUGAUGCCGACGGAAGCCGACCUCAUGGCGUGGCCGUGGGAUUAUCGGCAGUACUUGAUGGCGCGAAACGAGCUGACUCCCAUCCUCGAACGCAUCUCGACGCUCUUCCAAGAACUCAGCUUGAAACGCACUCCUGAAGCUCAUAGCAAUGGCAACUUUACGCAGACCGAUGCGUACAACGACAAGACGUAUCAGGACCUCUUGACGAUCGACCGCACGCUCGACGCCUACAUGGCCUCGCUGCCCGCCCACUUUUCGCUCGACCCGACCAAGACCAACGACGCCCUCGAACGCAGGUACCCCCGACUCAAAGUCUACCGGCAGAUCGUCAUCGCCCAAGUCAGCUUUGUCAGGAUCACGAUGCACCGGCCGUUCAUGCUCAAGGCGUUACGGAAGAAGAAGCAUCCUUAUCGGUACAGCUGGCAACGAUGCGUCGAUACCGCGGUCCAAGACCUCAGGGCGCGCAAGAUGUGGACCCGGACGUUCAACCCGUCCGAGCAGAGACAGAUGUUUAUCGGCGCAUGGGCGCUGUUCAACUCGGCCGUCGUUCUCGGUCUGUCCAUCCUUAUCAGCGUGGACAUGGCCGAGGUUCCGGAUCCUGACACGUAUCAAGAAUAUAUCGGACAUCUACAGGAAUGUGUAGAGACGCUGCAAUCCGACCUCGAUCAGGGGAGGGACGAUGCGGUCUCCAGGAGGGAGAGGAGGAUUAUGGAUUCGUUGUUGGCGAGGUUGGACGCUUGUACGAGCUCGGCGGCGAGACCAAAGAUCUCGCCCAGGGUCGUCGAGACGCCACAAUCAUCACCCCUAUCGCCGUUCAACCUCCUCGAAUCCCUACGGAAUCCCUCGUCAACGUCAACCCCAACGGUAUCACCCCUGCCAUCCAGUUCGACCCGUUCUUGCUGCAACCUUUCGCUCAGGAAUCGGGCAUGACGGUCGACGGCGCGUUGUUGAACGACAAUACCGCGUUUUUCAAUUGGGAAGGGUUUUUGAGCGAGAUGUAUUGCAACGAUCCGAUCUUCCCCUAAGAUAGAGGUAAGGGUAGAGGAUGACAGAGUAUUGUUCACACCGGGCGAGACUGUGGAAUGAUCAUAUAUCCAUUUGCCUGCUGCUGCUGCUGCUGUGAUAAGCGCU
Filobasidium floriforme is the source of this 3717-nucleotide messenger RNA. RefSeq lists its product as uncharacterized. Gene Ontology annotation, biological process: regulation of DNA-templated transcription; DNA-templated transcription. The transcript is spliced from 11 exons. Lineage: Eukaryota; Fungi; Basidiomycota; Tremellomycetes; Filobasidiales; Filobasidiaceae. Bases 253 to 3516 code for a protein of 1087 amino acids. Gene Ontology annotation, molecular function: DNA binding; DNA-binding transcription factor activity, RNA polymerase II-specific; zinc ion binding. The record is from RefSeq and is a predicted model, not a curated record.